GGAGGAGGGGAGGAAGCAGCCGCUCGCCGCGCUCGGCCGAGGCAGAGCAUCCCCGCUCCAGCGGGAGCCCCGCGGACGCCCCCGCCCCGCCCGCCCCCCCCGGCCCGGAUUCGCCCCCCAGGGGCGGCUGCAGCGGAGGGACCCCCGCCCGCCCCAGCACCAUGAUCUCCCCGAAGGACAAGGCCAAGGCGCCCAAGGACAGCAUGACGCUCCUCCCCUGCUUCUACUUCGUGGAGCUGCCCAUUGUGGCCUCCUCCAUCGUGACGCUGUACUUCCUGGAGCUGACCGACCUCUUCAAGCCGGCCAAGGUGGGCUUCCAGUGCUACGACCGGGCGCUCUCCAUGCCCUACGUGGAGACCAAUGAGGAGCUCAUCCCGCUGCUCAUGCUGCUCAGCCUGGCCUUCGCAGCCCCUGCUGCCUCGAUCAUGGUCGGGGAGGGCAUCGUGUACUGCCUGCAGUCCAGGCUGAAGGGACGUGCCGGUGCCGAGGGCAGCAUCAACGCCGGCGGCUGCAACUUCAACUCCUUCCUGCGCAGGACCGUAAGGUUUGUGGGCGUCCACGUGUUCGGGCUCUGUGCCACCGCCCUGGUGACAGAUGUGAUCCAGCUGGCUACCGGCUACCACGCGCCCUUCUUCCUGACCGUCUGCAAGCCGAACUACACUCUGCUGGGCACCCCCUGCGACGCCAACCCCUACAUCACCCAGGACAUCUGCUCGGGCACGGACAAGCACGCCAUCCUGUCCGCCAGGAAGACGUUCCCGUCUCAGCACGCGACGCUGUCGGCGUUCGCUGCCGUCUACGUCUCGAUGUAUUUCAACUCCAUCAUCUCGGACAGCACCAAACUCCUCAAGCCCAUCCUGGUCUUCGCCUUCGCCAUCGCUGCCGGCAUCUGCGGCCUGACGCAGAUCACGCAGUACCGCAGCCACCCCGCCGACGUCUACGUGGGCUUCCUGAUCGGCUCGGGCAUCGCCGCCUACCUGGCGUACCACGCCGUGGGCAACUUCCGCGCCCCCACGGAGAGGGCCCCGGCACCGGCGCCGGCCAAGGAUGCGCUGCGGGCGCUGACGCAGCGGGGCCACGACUCCGUGUACCACCAGAACAAGUCAGUGAGCACCGAUGAGCUGAACCCGCAGACGCGGCUGGAGGAGGCGGCGCGGCCGGUGCCGCGGGAGAAGAACUCCCUGGGCAGCCUGAAGCGCGCCAGCGUAGACGUGGACCUGCUGGCCCCCCGCAGCCCGAUGGCCAAGGAGAACAUGGUGACCUUCAGCAACACCCUGCCCCGCGUCAACACCCCCUCCAUGGACGACCACGCGCGGCGCCACAUGACCAUCCACGUCCCCGUGGACGCCUCCCGCUCCAAGCAGCUCAUCACCGAGUGGAAGCAGAAGUCUCUGGAGGGCCGCAGCAUGACGCUGGCGGAGGAGGCGGGUGCGCUGGGCCGGGGUGCCGGGGACGCCGACGAGGACGUGCCCCCAUCCCUCUACCCCACGGUGCAGGCGCGCCCGGCCGAGCGGGCGGCCAUGGGGCCCCGCGUCCUCAUCCAGCCCCGGCCGGGCGCCUCGCAGCUGGUGCACAUCCCCGAGGAGAGCCAGGCAGGCGCCGGCGGGGCGGCCGGCAGCGGGGCGGCCGUGCGGGCCAAGUGGGUGAUGGUGGCGGAGAAGGGGGGGGCGCAGCGGGUGGCCAACCCCCCGCGCCUCAUGCAGGUCAUCGCCAUGUCCAAGCAGCAGAGCAUGGUGUCCGUCACCCCCAAGCACUCGGAGACGUCCUCGUCCUCCACCAGCUCCGACUCGUCGCAGUACCGCUCACCCUCCGAGCGGGACAGCUCCAGCAUCAUCACCAUCGACGCCCACGCGCCCCACCACCCCGUCGUCCACCUCUCCGCCGGCAACGGGCCCUGGGAGUGGAAGUCGGCCCAGAAGGGGCCGGAGGGGCCGGACGCCUACGAGCUGGGCGAGAUGGGCAAGGAUUUCCGGGGCUUCCGCCCGGCCAAGAGCGCUGGGGUGUCCCCCGGCUCCUCUGUCAGCGACAUCGAGCAGGAUGAGCCGCGCUACGGCAGCCUGGCCACCAUCAACGUGGUGGCGGGGGGCGGCGGGGAGCGGGGGGACGGCCCCCCCGAGGGGCUGCUGGGCACGGCCAGCCGGGAGUCCACGCUGCGGAGGAAGCCGGCCGACAAGGAUGGGCACACGGACAGCGAGGCCGACAGCUACUACAGGAAAAUGCAAGCCAGCCGGAGGUUUAAGGACUGAGCCCCUGCCGCCUGCCCUCUGCCCUGCCUGGGGGGUUACAAGGGGGGGGGGGUCAGUAGUUGCUGGGCCCCCUCUCGUGGGGAGGUGGCAGGACGGGGCUGUCUUUAGCGUCAGGGUGACAAAAUGGUGGGGCCAGACACCUUCACCCGCCCGGGGCAGCCAAGGGGUGCGCGGGACCCUGGGGAGCGCAAAGGGGGCUCCAUGCCUCCGCCCACCCGCAUGGGCUGGGCGUCUCCAAGCACUUUGGACUUUACUUCUCUCUCUAACACAGGUGCUGACAUUUUGGGGUGUGGGGGGUAAUUUAUUCUGACUCUGGCAUUGUAAGUCUGUGGGGUGGGAGGGGAGCAAACAGCAUUAAAGGGCUUUGGGGGGGGGGGGUGCCAUGGGGCUCCUGGCUCAUGUGGGGAUUGCGCGUUGGCUGGAUUGUUCUGGGGGCAGGGAGAUGGGGGAUGGUGCCGGGAGGGGGGUGUUUGUCCAGAGCCCGAGCUCUGGGCAUUAGGCGUGUGUAAAUACUGUGCUGGCUAAAGUAGAGUGUGUACAUUGGAGUAGGGAAGUGCUGGGGGUGGGGAGACCGACAACCGGGGGGCACGGGGCGCAGUCUGCCCAGCCAGCCUGGGUCCUGCCAGCAUCAGGGCACCCACCUGGGCUGGCAGGAGGCCCCCGGGGGAAUUCCCUGUGCAUGGGGUCCCGGGGAGGGGGGCGGGUGCUGCUGGGGAGGCAGCCCUGGGUGGAGGAUGGGGGGGGGGGGGGGGGGGGGGGGGGGGGGGGGGUCUCCAAGCUGUGAAUGCAUCUGCCAGGCAAUGGCUGAACCUGCUGUGGUUUGAAAAGCGAAUAAACACGUGAAUGUGCCCCAGC
Cygnus olor (mute swan) is the source of this 3101-nucleotide messenger RNA. It is a transcript of the gene PLPPR3, whose product is annotated as phospholipid phosphatase related 3. NCBI's taxonomy places the organism in Eukaryota, Metazoa, Chordata, Aves, Anseriformes, Anatidae. The record is from RefSeq and is a predicted model, not a curated record. The coding region runs from base 162 to 2246 and encodes 694 amino acids. The transcript has 8 exons. Gene Ontology annotation, biological process: phospholipid metabolic process; phospholipid dephosphorylation; signal transduction. Gene Ontology annotation, molecular function: phosphatidate phosphatase activity.